Oppiella nova is the source of this 439-nucleotide messenger RNA. Lineage: Eukaryota; Metazoa; Arthropoda; Arachnida; Sarcoptiformes; Oppiidae. The record is from the annotation of a GenBank genome assembly.
CAUUGAAACCAAUUGUCAGAUAAGAAGUAUGUCUUCGGGAGUGGCCGCCGAUCGCAUCAAAGACACCGAACCCAGCGUUUGGGUUGAAUUCAUUCAAUUGGCUCAGGACUAUAAACCGCUGAAUUUAGGACAAGGCUUUCCAGACUUCGCUGCCCCUCAGCACGUGUGCAAAGCCCUGGCCGACGCCACACUCAGCCAAGAUGUCCUCCUCAACCAAUACACCCGCGGAUUCGGACACCUGAGACUCGUGAACGCCUUAAGCAAACUGUACUCAAAGCUGAUCGGCCGUGAGAUUAAUGCCCAGAAGGAGGUGUUGGUGACUGUCGGCGCCUAUGAGGCCCUGUUCUGUGCCUUCAUGGGUCUCGUGAACCCGGGCGACGAAGUCAUUAUCAUUGAGCCCUUCUAUGACUGUUACGAACCCAUGACUGUUAUGGCCGGC